Lytechinus pictus (painted urchin) is the source of this 6305-nucleotide messenger RNA. Its product is annotated as spartin-like. NCBI's taxonomy places the organism in Eukaryota, Metazoa, Echinodermata, Echinoidea, Temnopleuroida, Toxopneustidae. Gene Ontology annotation, cellular component: plasma membrane. The record is from RefSeq and is a predicted model, not a curated record. The coding region runs from base 400 to 2028 and encodes 542 amino acids. Gene Ontology annotation, biological process: cell division; negative regulation of BMP signaling pathway. The transcript has 7 exons.
GCUUUUAUUUUAAGAAGGAUGAUAGCAUAGUCACAGAUUGAACAAAGGUAUUUGUACGAUGAUUUAGAACAUUAGAAAGUAAGAUAUUCCAAGUCUCAGUAUUAGCAUCAAAUUCUACUACAUUUAUUCUGAAAUCGGGUCGCAGACCAAUCGUAAGGUGUGCGGUCGCCUUUAGAUGUCCAAAGGGGCUGCUUGGGGAGAGUUUAUAAAGAGCCCACUCCACCCCCACCCGUCUGAACCCACGUGCAGAGAUAGUGGCAAGCAUGAUAUGACGUCGUGUUUAUUUUGAUUCAUCAUCAUUCGAUCAUCGAAAGGAAAGUUGUGAGACAAGAAGACCGUCAUUUAGAACCUCCAUUUUCACUGGCUUCAAAAGGUUACAAGAAUAACAAGGUAGACAAAAUGGCAGAGGCAAGUAGAGUGACAUAUUCAUCUUUACAAGAUGCUGAUAGGGAUCAUGAAGAUUCAAAAGAAUCCCUGAAGACGUUAAAGAAAUGCCAUGACAAGGCUUAUGCUGAUAUUCAAAUGGCCUUAAGACUAGAUGAACAAUCCAAAAGAGAAGAAGCCAUUCGAUUCUAUACCACAGGACUGAAAAGCAUUGCUCAGGCAAUGAAGAUUGAUUGCAAAGGGAGGCAUUGUGUAGGAUCACAGUGGGACCAUGCUAGAAACAUGCAACAGAAGAUGAAGAAAACAGCCAUACAGAUGAAGGCCAGACUGGAAUGUCUUGAACAGGAGCAGAAAUCAGUUUCAAUGGGUGGGGCAUGUGGGACUGACCAAGAUGAAGUAGAUACAGACAUCCUUAGCCUUUAUGAAGACAACAGUUCUUAUGGAAGUCUACCCUCGUAUGCCCAAUCAACAGCAGAUGCCAGAGAGGUGCUUCACAUCAAACAUGGUGUCCAACUCUUCUUUAUCAACUCCAGCGGUCAGGUGAGUGCACCUAGUACUCCAGGACCUCUUAAGAUGUUCAAGUUCCCUGAUGAUCAAGCACUAGGGCAGGACCAACCUCCAGCAUUCCUGCAGAUAGGGGAGUGGCUGUAUCCUCUCCUGCCUGGUCAGUCACCUUCUCUCAAGGCUGCCGAUGGUGUCUAUAUGUUUCCUGAUCUCAGCUCGUUGGACAAGGGGGACAGUGUUGGUGUAAUUUUUGCACCACAGGUAUCAAAAUCUGAAAAGUUGAAAUUCCAACAGUUAAUUCAAGAACUUACCGCCAUGAAAGAAGAGCAAUUACCUUCAGUACAGGAGGCCGCAUCAUCAUGUGUACCGAGUGAAAAUCACAGGGUACCAUCAGAGAGGAUAGAGGACAGAGCGGCUGAUGAGGAGGUUAUGGAUACCGAAGAAGAAGGACAGAAGUAUAGAGAUGUUAGUCAGAAGAUCGCAAAAGGCAUAGAAGUUGGUGCUGAAUGGAUAUCAUGGGGAGUAGUGAAAGGAGCUGAGAUAGGAAGCAGAUUAGUUGGUUCUGGAGCAAGGAAACUAAAAGAACAUAUCCAACCUGAUGAACAGCCUAAAGAGAUUGAUGAGAAAUAUCAAACAGGAAUGGUGUAUGCCAAGAAAGCUACAGGAGUAGCUGUCAAGGUGAGUGUGGUGGUCUUGGACAGCAUAUGUUUCUUGACCAAGCGUGUGGCCGAAGAGGUUGGACCAAUCAUUAGUAAGCAAGCUAAUAAGAUGCUGGCCAAUGGUGAAGAUGAACCAGAUGGAAAGGCUAAAGCUGUCUUAGACGGUGUUCUGACUGUCACUGCUAGUGGUCUUUCAGGAUUUGGUAAAGUUUAUCGUGGACUGGAGACUGCAGCUAUUCAGAUGGCUAAGAGUAUAUCACAUGCAACUGUACAAACUGUAGAGCACAAAUAUGGUGAGGACGCUGGUCGAUUGACAAACAACUCCUUGGCCACUGUAGGUAACAUUGGUAUAUCAGCUCAUAACUUCAACAACCUUGGAGUCAAAGCAAUUGCCAAGAGGACUGCUAAGGACACUGGGAAGGUCGUCGUCAGAGAGAUGGGAGAGUCGAAAGAUGAGAGCAAAAAGCCCAAGAAGACUUGAUUGUGAAAACCAAACUCUCAAGCUGUAAAUGUGUGCAAUAAGAUAUGUGGAGGAAUAUUGUACGAACAUUUGCUUUAAAAUCAGUGGCCUGUAUUCUAAACUCUGUUUCACUAUGGAUAGCCAUUUGUGACACAAAUCACUAACAGUGCAUGUUUGAUUUAUCAGCUCAUCUGUUACUCAGAUCAUUCAUAACUGCAAAUAAUUAUUGAAUUAGUUUUCUUCACCACUACAGCAUGGUGAAAGAGCACGGUAAACACAAGAAACAUACAAUGUUCACACAUUUUUACACUUUUGGCUUCCCAUAAUUUUACCACAGUGUUAGACCAGGGUCGAAAUUAAAGUGGACUUCAGAAUAUGGGCCAGAGACUUGUCAGCUUUCAGGGGCAGCGUGACAUGAUUCAGAUGUUUACCCAGUAACAGGUGCUGUCAAUCAUCAAGAAUGGAAUCUAGUUUGAUGACCAACAGACCUUUGUAAUGCCCUGUAUAUUCCAUGUAUUACCAGGGCCCAUUGCAUAAAAGUUUGGUAGCUUUGCCUUGCAAUGGUAACUUGUGUGGAAUCCUUGAUUUGAUUGGCUGUUGAUCAGCGUUACCAUGGUAGUUACCAUUGGAUGGCAAAGUUCCACAAUAGUAACUUUUAUGCAACUGGGCCCUGACAUGGUAAAGUCAUUGUUUCACUGUGGCAAUAAUCCCUGAAAUAAUCCAAGAAAUGUCUAUAUGCUCUAUACAUGACUAAUUCAUCUGUGCACAGAGAUUUAGGUCUUUCUCUUGUAUUUUCAGUGCAUCCCAGAAGUCUACUGUCUGAAAAUUUAAUUCAUUCUCCAUAAAAACUGAAGACUUUAAUAUUGAGAAUAUUGGCUGGUACAAUGAUGUCUGUAAAAGAUAGCGAUUAUGUAUCUCCCUUGCCCAUAUGAAGGUAAUUUGAAUAUAAUGAUACUUUGAAGUGAUUGCUAUGGGUAUGAUUAUAGUGUAAUUUUUCACCAGAUAUUAUAUCAGUAUCUCCCUUUGGAAAAAUAGUCUUCAACUCUCAGAAAUGAAUUCAUUUUGCUAUCAACUCAUAAAUGAUAUUCUUAGUAAAUACAAGUAACAUGUAAUUACAUUCUUUGCCAGCUAUAUAUCAUUGUAUGAAAAUUCCAGUCUUGGGAUUCUACAGGUUACAUUUGCUUCGUUCUGAAAGACUUCUUAUUGAAGUAGAAGAUGCUUACAGUUCACCUUGUGGUUAGUCCAAAGUGAUAUGUAUGGUGGAAUGAAGAGAAGAAGACGAUGUUGAAAAUGAAUGAGAUAGAGUAGGAAUUAAAAGGUGAGAAAGAGAUAGAUGCGAGAGGAAGGUAUUCUUUUGUGAAAUUAGUGAAGUCCUUGAGAGGACUAUAAGCCAGAUGACAUGUGAUGAUGUGGUGAUAGAGAAUGGAUUCACUUGGGAGUCCCGGCAGCAAUUACUAGAUGAGAUGAGACUUUCUUGUGUGAGUUUUCUUAUAUGAGCGAAUCCAUUCAUGUUUUUGUGCCUUUUCAUGUUUGCUUCAGGAUGUAUGAUACCUCAUUUUAGAACACUAGCUCUCACUGAAUCCAAUUAUUUUCAGGUUUUGUUUCUUUCAUACCAAAGAAAACAAAAAUUGAAAAAUAGUUAUAAAUUGCUCUGUAUCAAAUGUAAAGGCACGUUUUCACUUUUUUUUGAAAUUGUGCUUGUUCAGUUAGAAAUACAAUUUUAAAAUGGUUGCUAUAUAAUCAGAUUUAAAAUGCUUGUGUUACAAGAUUUACUUCUUUACAGUGUCGAAAUGAAUGAAACUAAAAUUACUUAUAUUUAUGUGAUAUUUUCCUUUAAUCUAUGAAUGUUGCAGAUGAGAUCAUUUGUUUAUAUUGAAGUCAAGUCAUUAUAUGUCGUUUUUAUUUACAUUUCUUUGGAGUUAGAAAUUUAUAGUUUUCCAGCAUAUCUUGUCAUUAGGGUUUUAAUUUCAAUUGGAAAUGCUUUACAUUUGCUUCAUACAUUGGUAUAUAUUGCAAAGUAGAUGAUAAUUAUGCUCAUUUCAACAUAAAAGUAAAAUGUGGUGCAAUAUGGUAUGCAUAUAAGUAAUGCUUAAUUUAACUCAGUUUAUUACAACAUUUUAAGCACAAACUGCUGGCUGAAGCUCUUUCGGGAAGCAAACUUAUUCUGAGGGUAAUUAUAUAUGUAUAUAUAUAUAUAUGUGUGUGUGUAAUAUGUUUAUAUAUAUAUAAAUAUAUAUUUUUCUUUUUUUCUGUUGAGUAACUUAUAGAUUCAAUACAUGUAUUUAAUGAAUUAUUGCACUAGCUGAUAAUCUAUUUGUGAGUUAUGAUGAUAAUAGUAUACAAAUAGUUAAUGUUCAUGAGUGCAAUGGACAGAAUACUUCAUGAGGUAAAAGAUGAAAUUGAUAAUUCAUUUCAUCUUUCACCGAAUGGAGUAUGAUAAGAACAUUCAUUAUUUGGUUUAUAUGACACCUAAAAAUAGAUUUGUUUUCAUAUUAAAUUGAUGAAUUUCGAUGCAAAAUAUGUUCAUGCAGUGCGAGCUCGGUCUGUUGAUUGUCGCAAACUUACCUAUGGUACAUACAACAUGCCCGCUGCAAACACGAGUGGAUUUACGGGUGGUGUGGCGCCUGCAGCAGUCUGGGUCAGCGCAUGCAAUGGACAAAAUCGUAUGGAACCAAAAUUGCACGAUGAAUGGAUCCAAAAUUGCACGGUUGAUGACGACAUUGUAAAAUGGGCUGAAUGAUCGAUAUCAAACAACCAAUCAAAUGACAAGGAUCUAGCUAGGUGUCAUAUAAUAUACAAUGUUCAUGAGUGCAUUGGACAGAAUACUUCAUGAGGUGAAAGAUGAAAUGAUCCAUCCAACGAGGCAUAGCCGAGUUGAAUGGAUCAUUCAUUUUAUCAUUCACCGAAUGAAAAGAACAUUCAUUAUUUGGUUUAUAUGACACCUAAAAGUAGAUUCUUUUUCAUAUUAAAUUUAUCAAUUUCGAUGCAAAAAAUAAUCAUGCAGUGCAUGCUCGGUCUGUUUAUUGUCGCGUAUACAUACAACAUAUAGGUGCUGCAAACAAGAGUGGUUUUACUUGUGUGGCCUGUCAGUAGUCUCGGUGCGCGCGUGCAAUUGACAAAAUCAUAUGGAUCCAAAAUUGCACGGUUGAUGAGGUCAUUGUAAAAUGGGCCGAAUGAUCGAUAUUAAACAACCAAUCAAAUGACAUAGAUCUAUGUAGGUGUCAUAUAAUAUGCAUCAUCUAUAUAGCGCUAAAUAAAAUGUAUAUAAGCAUUGCAUACUCUUGUCUUGAUUUGGGGGAAUAAAAAAGAUUUGAUUUGUAUUUCUGUAUAACAAUAUUGUUUAAUGAAUAAACACAUCUCAAAACCAAUUAGCAUCUUCAAAUGUCAAUAUUUAUCCAACUCAUUAAUUCUUCUUGUAUAGCUGACUGAUGCUAGUUGAUUAGGAGAUGAUGAAACAAGUAAUUUGAAGAUGUUAAAAUAUUUUUAGUGCUAAAUACAUGCAUGAAUAAAACAGUGCUGUACUUAGAAAAAAAGGCACCAGGGACAAGCCCUAAUUGAGUUCACUUAUGAUGCUAGUGGCUCCUUUAAGUGGUCAUCACUUUUUUUUCACCUUUUCCCUUUAAUUUGCACCCCAUGAAAAUGGUAUUCUGAAUGCAUCCCACCUUGCCCCCCCCCCCCCGAUACACCACUUAACAAAAGUGCUUGUAUAUUAUGAACAAUGUAACUGAGAUCUAUUGCUCAAAAUUCAUAAAGUAAUAAUUCCUGUAUGAUUGUUGUUUUUGUAAUGUUACAAAAAAUCUUGAAAAUCAAUAAAAUUUUGGAAUUUUUUAAAAAUCUUAUCUGGUUGUUUCUACAUAUAGCUAGGGUAUUUCUUGGCAGCUCUGUCAGAUUUUGAUCAGGAAAGUAAUCAUUAAAAUACAACAUUGUGGUAUGUUUGCAGUCAUGUAUAAGUAGGCUGCAAGAUACCCACAACUCCCAUAUAUAACAUAAUGGAUUUCAAAAAUGAGUUAACAAUUCUAGGAAUCAAUAUACUACCAACUGAAAGUUUGUGACUUCUCUAGGGACGCAUUGCACAAAAUUACUAUUACAGGUUCAGGUUGGUGAACUUUACUUGCUAGUAGGCUUCUUCUGCUUCUUGUGUGUAUUAUUAUUUUUUUAAUAUGAUUAAAGGACAUGGCAAUAAUUGUGUUUACUGGAUGUAAGGAGUUAAUGUCCCCAUAAUUUCUAUAAGAUGAAAAAAAAAAUGUUUCUUAGUUUGUCUAUAAGAACUAUGAAGAUAUUAAAUAUAUUUAUAUAUU